UUGUCAUCAAAUGCAUUUUUAUUUGGUGUCUUUGACGGACAUGGUGGCCAAUCGUGUAGCAGGCACGUGUCAGUCUCAUUAUUUCCGUAUAUCUGUGCAUCAGUUUUACAAAAGCAUGAGGUGAAGUCUCUUCCUCCAGACGGUCGCCUUGAAUGGCUUUUCAGUAGCGCUGAUGUUCAUUUGCCAAAUUUGUUUAUAGAUUCUGAGAAGGAGCAAGUUAUUGACUACUACAAGGCUUUCAUCGAAAACAAGGAUCUUCAUACAGUCCGUGAUGCUCUCAAAUUUGCUUUUGAAACUUGCGAUGAAAACCUAUGCAAAGCGGCCCUACCAAAUAAUAGAGGACAAAUCGAUAGUUUACACAAGGGGAGAAAUGCCUCGCAGCGAAGAGCGGCGAAAAAGUAA
Molecule: messenger RNA, 402 nt
Organism: Strongylus vulgaris
Lineage: Eukaryota; Metazoa; Nematoda; Chromadorea; Rhabditida; Strongylidae
Source: the annotation of a GenBank genome assembly